Molecule: messenger RNA, 597 nt
Organism: Manis javanica (Malayan pangolin)
Lineage: Eukaryota; Metazoa; Chordata; Mammalia; Pholidota; Manidae
Gene: BOLA1
Product: bolA family member 1
Cellular component (GO): mitochondrion
Source: RefSeq, a predicted model, not a curated record
CGUGCAGCGAGGACUCAUUUCCCAGCGUGCCUCAGGACGAGAGGGCGGCGUUUUUCCGAUAUGUCAGGAGUCGCGUUCCUAAGCAGGAACUGCGGUAGCCAAGGCUGAGCGAAAGCCAAUGCUGAGUGGGCAGCUGAUCGAGCGCCUGUCCUCCAUGGCCGGCCGCGUCUGUGUAGCCCGUAGCAACGCGGGAUCAGGGACGAUUGGACCUGUCGAGGCUGCGAUUCGCACGAAGUUGGAGCAGGCCCUGAACCCCGAGAUACUGGAGCUGCGCAAUGAGAGCGGUGGCCAUGCGGUCCCACCAGGCAGCGAGACGCAUUUCCGCGUGGCGGUGGUGAGCUCUCGCUUCGAGGGACUGAGCUCCCUGCAACGGCACCGGCUAGUCCACGCUGCCCUGUCCGAGGAGCUGGCUGGGCCAGUCCACGCGCUGGCCAUACAGGCGCGGACCCCUGACCAAUGGAGGGAGAACCCUCAACUGGACACGAGCCCCCCCUGCCUGGGUGGAAGCAAGAAAACUCGAGGAACCCCCUGAGAGAGGAAGGACAGGGAUCUGAAUGGGUUGGGUGGAAUAAAUUACUGGAGCCUUCUUCCCUUAAA